CUCCUAUUUCCGGUCAGUUAGUGCGCGAUGGAAAAAAUGCAACAUUAUGAUUUAGGAUUCUUUAGAAAUUGGAAAACAUACGGACAAUACAGACCACCAGAGUACGAUUUAAGAAAAGUAACGUCGCCCAGUGUUUUAUUUCAUAGUUACAAUGAUAGAAUUGUUGAUAAACGAACAAUAGAUAAACUGGCUGUUUUAUUACCAAAUGUACAUCAAACUUUCAAUAUAAAGGAUCGCCAUUUUGGUCAUGUUGAUUAUGCAUUCAAUAAGAAAGCAAAACACCUGGUGUUCGAUAAUAUUAUUGAAAACGCUAAGCAAUUUCGAAGCUAGCAGUAUAUUUGAAAAUUAUUUUUCGUGAUUGGAAUAUUCCUACUAAAUUAUAAUUUGUACCUGCCAAAUUUAACUUUUCUACAAUUACUAACUUAGAAAAACGUGUUGUUAUAACGGAUUUUUUUUUAUAUAAUGUAUUUAUUUGUUAAGAAAACUAAAAACCUCAGACUUAAAUAUUUUUAAGACUAUAACAUAUUUUUUUAUUACGACUGGUAUUCACAAAUUUCAUAUUAAUGGGAUACUUUAGAAAUUUUGCUUUUGAGGAAAAAUAUUUUCUUUUUAACAUUUUAAAUUUGUUGUAGACCUUUUUUAGAGUUAUAAUAGGAAAAAAUGAGGAAUU
Molecule: messenger RNA, 670 nt
Organism: Daktulosphaira vitifoliae (grape phylloxera)
Lineage: Eukaryota; Metazoa; Arthropoda; Insecta; Hemiptera; Phylloxeridae
Product: lipase 3-like
Exons: 3
Coding region: 28-330 (100 amino acids)
Source: RefSeq, a predicted model, not a curated record